Molecule: messenger RNA, 1041 nt
Organism: Ambispora gerdemannii
Lineage: Eukaryota; Fungi; Glomeromycota; Glomeromycetes; Archaeosporales; Ambisporaceae
Source: the annotation of a GenBank genome assembly
AUGACUUCGCGUCGAGUUUCACACACAGUCUCACCUGUUAAUAAAGAUCUUGAAAGAGAUAGGCCAAAGAAAAAAUCAAAACGCCGUCUUAGGGAUUCAGAAUACUCUGAAAGCGAGGAAGAGCAUGAGCGUGCACAUAAAAAGAGGGAGUCUUCAAAUCCACAAAUAUCCGAAGAUGACUAUUACUCAAAAUCAACAGAAUUUCGUACAUGGCUACGCGAAGAAAAACAAAAAUACUUCGAUGAAAUGUCGUCGCAUCAAACACGAAAAUAUUUUCGAAAAUUUGUUCGUGCAUGGAAUAAAGAUAAACUUGAUAAGAAAUAUUAUGAUGGAAUCAGGUCUUCGCAAGUCAAUAGUGCGGAAUCUACUCGUUAUAAAUGGAAGAUUAAUGUUAGUCAGGAUGAAUUGGAACAAGUUAAGAGCUCUGUUGAUCGCCAGACAAACGUGAAGUUUGAUGCAAAAUUUAGAGCCCAUGUUGGUAUAAGUGGUGGUGAUGGUGGUUAUACUGCUAGUUCUGCUUCCACGACGACGACAACAGAGCAAUCAAAGGACGUUAAAAAACGACCGAUUAUCGGGCCUACAAUGCCGCCUCCAUCGUCUUCAAGAUAUGAUGAAGAUAUGGACGAAGAAGACCGACAACGAUACGAGCACUCCUUCAGAAAAAAGGAACGAAAGGAGUUCCAGAAAACACACGAAACAGUUCUCGAAGAACUAGUUCCAAAGGCGACUGGUCGUGAGGCAAUGAUUGAAAAGAAAAAAGCACAGAAUGCAAAGUUUCGACGAGAAACGAGUCCGGAUGUCGAGUUGAAUGAUCAGGAUUUGAUGGGUGGUGAUGAUUUUCAGACAAGACUUGCUGCGCGUGAUCGCAGUCGAGAAAUGCGUAAUAAAAAGAGAGACGAAUAUCGAGCUGAGAAAGUAGCAAAUUUACAAGAGAAAGCGACUGCUUAUCAAAACAAAGAACAACAAACGUUGGAAAUGUUUAAACAGAUGGCCGAACUACAACGUAAAGCUGGUGGUGGGUUAUGGGGAAGCAAAAAUUGA